CAGUGCAGCCUUGCGGAAGGCCUGUGGUGUACUUCUCACUUCUUGCGUGGUUCCUGCCAAGAUUUCUCCAAGUUGGGAGGUCUUCAAGUCUAAGGGCAGCCAGUUGUGCCAGGUUUCUCCAUCAUUGCAGCAGUGGAAGAUAGGAGGAUGAUGUUGUCUGUGUAGAGGAGGGAUUUGGGAGGACAUUUCUGUGUUAUUUGUCAUUUCUUCCUGCCAAGAAACGUGAAGAAAUCCAAGACCAGUUGAACCUUCUGGAUUAACAGGUCCUCAGUGGUGCAUGAAGUUGCUGUGCUAGCUGAGGACUAAACCAUUAGACCCAUAGAUAAUAUAUUGAGGUGAAUCACUCUCACCGACCAUCACACCAGUCACCAUGAGAAUAUUGCCACUACUAGUCAUCAUCUGCACAGUCUUCGGCUCGCUUGUCGUGGACGCUCGGAACAAGAGACCGCGGGCGCCACGGUCGCGGUUACUCCCGAUGAUGCGGCACAUGGAGCGGGGCAGACCUAACCGGUUCAAAACCAGACCCAACAUCGUGGUGUUUAUUACUGAUGAUCAAGAUGUUAUGUUAAAUUCCAUGGCGUAUAUGCCCAAGACACAGCGAAUCCUGGCGCAGGGCGGGGCAGUCUUCAACAACAGCUUCGUGACCACGCCCAUGUGCUGUCCGUCGCGCAGCUCGAUGCUGACGGGCAGAUACGUGCACAACCACAACGUGUUCACCAACAACGAGAACUGUUCGUCUCCAUACUGGCAGCGCACACACGAGCCAUACACCUUCGCAACCUACCUCAGUAAUGCAGGCUACAGAACAGGCUACUUCGGAAAGUAUCUUAACGAGUACAACGGGUCCUACGUGCCGCCCGGGUGGCGGGAAUGGGUCGGACAGAUUCGGAACUCUCGCUUCUACAACUACAAGGUCAACCGCAACGGCCUGAAGUUCAAGCACGACUCCAGCUACGAGAGAGACUAUUUCACAGACUUGAUAGCCAAUGACAGCGUGUCGUUUUUCAAGCUAUCGAAAAAGACGUUCCCGCAUAGACCGGUUGCCAUGGUGUUGGCGUUCCCCGCACCUCACGGUCCUGAGGACGGCGCUCCGCAGUAUUCGCACAUGUUUGCAAAUAAUACCGACCAUAGAAUACAAGGGUACAACAUGGCCCCUAACAUGGACAAACACUGGAUCCUUCGCUGGACCCAGCCGCUGGACAAUACGCAGCUCGCCUUCACCGACAUGCUGCAGCAGAAGAGACUGCAGACUCUGCAGUCAGUCGACGAUGCUGUGGAAAAGGUUUACAACAUGCUGAUAGAACAAGGCCAGCUAGAGAACACCUACAUGAUCUACACCUCCGACCACGGCUACCAUCUGGGACAGUUUGGCCUGGUGAAGGGGAAGUCUUUCCCGUAUGACUGGGACACUCGGGUGCCUUACCUGAUCCGGGGGCCAAAUGUACAGCCAAAUACUGUUAUGUCUCAGAUCGUACUAAACAUCGACCUGGCGCCGACCCUACUGGACAUCGCUGGUGUGGACGUGCCACCACAGAUGGAUGGGAACUCCAUCAUGCCGCUGUUUGAGAACGCCAGCGACAUCAAGAAGGCGAUCAAACGACGCAUCUGGAAAUGCCGCUUGCAGAUUCCAGCCCAAUAUUGGAGUAUAUGCAACAAAGCUGGAAAUAAGAAGAAAAAGAUGUGGAGAGAUACAUUUCUUCUGGAAAGAGGGAAGAUUCCCAAGAAGAUGGACCGUACCAUUCUGAGGAUAAAUGAGAAGCUGCCCAAGGAGGUGCUGCUGUCUAUUGAAUGUCAGAAGGAGGAUUAUCAGUCCCCCUGCAAGCCUGGACAGGCAUGGGAGUGUAUUGAACGCGGUGGCAUGCUGAGAAUGAAGAAGUGUAAGUUCAAGAAGCGCCCGGGAAGACACUGCGUCUGUCGGAAGAAGGUGCCGACUGUCCCGAGGGAGGAGAGAAGAAGCCAGCGAAACUUCUUGAAGGACCAUGCGACUCAAGGUAGAGAUUUCCGAUUCCGCUUCAUACGCAGUGCAGAGGAAACUGAACACCAAGCUGACUCUGAGAACCCCGGGUACAAGAGCAUCCUGAAGCGCGCAGCCAACCCCGGGAAGGAUUGGAGCGAUCCAUUCUCCUUUCCACAGGGGGACCAGUCUUUUCCCAAGUGUUUCCUGUUUCCCAACAACACUGUGAAGUGUGACAACGUCAUCUACGAGUCCUAUGAUGCUUGGAAACAACAAAAGCAAUCCCUGGAUGCACAAAUAGCACGGUUGAAGGGGAAGCUUGACGGACUCAAGGACAUCCGCGGCCACCUGAGAAAAACCAAGCCUCUGGAUGGGGAGGAGGUGGAGAUAGAGGAGACCUUCAUCCCCAUCUACCCUGCUGUGGGGGAUUAUGAGGAGGAAGAUGAUGGAGAAGAUGGGGAGGAAGAGGAUGAGGAGGACUGUGUUUGUGGGGAGGAUGAGGAGGUGGUGUAUGUGGAUGGAGAGGGAGUUGAACAGGACAGACCAUUCUACAGUAGUGGACGGAGAAGGUACGCUGCUCCACGGGACAGAGAAAGAAGAUCGAGAGAACGAGUGAGGGAGCGUUCCGGUGCCAGGGGUAGCGACCGUCGACAGAAGCUGACACGUCCGCCCAACCCCCAUCCUCAGGGGGAACACCCCAUGAAGGCCAUCAGAGAAGGUAUUAAGAGCAUCAAGAAGGUGACACCGGAGGAGCGAGAAGAACGACAGAAGAAGAAGGAGAGGAAACAGAUGAGACGUCUGAAGAUGGGUAACUGUAACCUGGAGGGGCUGAACUGCUUCGAACACGACAACGACCACUGGACGGUUCCACCUUACUGGACAAAGGGAAGCUUCUGUGCAUGCAUCAACUCCAACAACAACACCUACUGGUGCCUGCGAACCAUCAACACCACGCACAACUUCAUGUACUGCGAGUUCAUCACUGGCUUCGUAGAAUACUUCGACCUCUUAGAGGACCCCUACAUGUUACACAAUAACAUCCACAGAGUGUCGGAGCCGAUGUUAGCAGAGCUACAUGACCAGCUGGUCAUCCUCAGACGGUGUGAAGGCUCCAAGGAGUGCACGCCCAAACCUCAGAACUCUAAUAUGAGAAAUAGACAUCGAAGGAGACAUGGAAAAGACGUCAGGGACCAAAGGUAGUGUUUCCAUGGCAACGCAUGCUGUAACCACGGCAACUGACAAGAACCAAGUGGAGAGGGUGGAGAGGAUGAAGGGUCAGAAGUCAAAGGUGAAAGUUCAAAGGGCAGACAUCACAGCUUCCAAGAUGGCAACAACUCAACCGAAGGAAGUGGAUCACGUUACCUUGGCACAGAGUUAGGAUCAGGGUUUAUAUGACCAUCUGAUCUUUGAACCCUGACCUUUUGAAUUUGACCUUUGUCCCCUGACCUUGCCGUAGCUAGUUCAGAAGCCCUCGACUUUUUAACUGUUGCAUUUGUCGUUAGUUUGACUCCCCUACAUUAACUGAAUUGUACUUCCAGGGAGCUGAGUAAUAAAAAUAACAAUCUAUUGGGGGUAUUUUUUGUCUUGGCAAGUUAAAGUUAGGAUGUUACUGAGUUUUUCCAUGCUCAAUUCUUGCCUUUGUUUAGGACACAUUCCAGGUUAAAGAUUUCUGGAAUUUUACCUUAGAGUGCAAUUUUCUUAAGACAAAAAUCUUUUUGAUCAACAGUACUGUUUAAGAAAAGAAACAGACCAGUCUUGGAUCUUAAGCAUGAAAUUGUCUCAAAAUAUCUUAAAAUAUGUAACACGGACAUACUCAUAUGAAGACCUCAGUACUGUUUAAGUUGUUAUUUGUAUGAUCGAUGAUGAAGAUUUUCUCAAUUAUCAUAAAGUUGUGCGAUUACAACUGCUCAUGUCAUGAAGGUGGUGUAUAUAGUGUUUAAAAACCUCUACAUUUGUAAAAGCAUAGGAAGUAGCAUAGAGUUUUCUUAUGAUUUGUAAAAUUAUUAAUUCCCAUCUGCAGUAGCUGCCAUUUUUUGUCUGGGGUUGACCUGCCACAAAUUUCCCCUUGCUUUUCUAACUUGGCUGCUUUUAUGUAUGAAGAUUUUUUUGUACACAAAAGAUUUUUUACAUGCUUCUAAAAAAUUAUGAUUGACAUCUAUGUGUAAUGUAGGAAUUUUGUUUAUCGUUUUAAGUGUUGUCUUGUUUUUUUUAGUAAAUAUGAGGAGUAAGUUAUCUAUUUACAAAAUAAGAGGUACUCAUCAGUAUCUAUUAGUCUUCGGGUUGGGAAAAAGUCAUACUUACUAAAGGCAAACUUAAGGCACAGUGUACUGCAUACAUGUACUUUGUUGGAAAUAUAUCGCUAGCUUAGCACACGUUGUCAGGUCUUAAUAUCUAUCUAAUUAGGGACUACCUUUCCCUGAAUAGGACAAAGUUGUUAACACAAUCUCUAUUCUACAAUGGUCUAAAAGUGGUUGUAACUUUUAACGGUAUAUUCUGGCAUGGCUAUGGGCAUGGCAUGACUGGAUGACUGGAUGACAUAAAAAUUGCAGACCAUUAAAUUUUCUAAAUAGUUGAGACAAUAAGAAAACUUGCUGUUUAAAGGACUAAUAGGGACAGUGAUUGUGAAUUACAGUAUUGAUUUUGGUUGUUGACGAUAUGUGAAACAACAAUUUGAUUCAAAGAAAAAGAGAAAACUAUGAUGUCCUCGAAGAUCAUGAGAAUAAGAUCAAAUUCCAACAUGGAUGCUGCUCAGAGGUUUACCAUAAGUAGAGGAAACUGCUUUCAGCUUUUCUGACUCAGUUACAUGGGAGGAAAGACAGAACUUUCCUUCACAUUGGUACUGUAGUGUACUUACCUCUAGAACAAGUGAAAUGAAUCUUUUCCUUCUGCUUGCUAGAAAUGUGAGCGGUAGUACCUGUCCUUUAUGCGUGUGCGAUGAAUCUGUGCUACAGUAUACAGGAAGGAUGCACAUGUUGUACAUGUAUGUGUGGCAGGCAAGCAAAGUAGUGUAUCUUGUACAUUGCUAGACGAGGACCAACUUAAUGUGGUGCUACAAAAACUUCCCUUGAAUAUGAAGGCACUUAGCAAUUCAUAACCACACAAACAUAGACCCCUGUAAGUUUAUCACACAGUCCACAAGGAACUGUGAUGAAACUGUUCAAUAAUUUAAUGUGUAUUCCUUAUGGUUUCAACACAAAAUAUACCAUUUACUGAUCCAGAAUAUUGCCUUUUUUUCUUCCAAAUUGAUCUUCCAAGAUUUUUUUCUUCCAAUUUUCUUCCAAGUUCUGCAUAUCGAGUUAUUUGUUUUUGUCCCACUUCAAAAUACCUCAGAGACCAUUAAAAUGGAACUAGGGGAAUUUGUUCUUGACUACUGUACAGAAAAACAAAACCGAAUGUACUAAAACUGAAUCAACCUCCUUGCUGAAACAAACAAGUUUAACAAACAAACAACUAGAUAACGUAGAGUUGUAAGAUAACGUAGUCAAAUAAUUGAUGUCGAAACACACCAAACAAAAUUUCCUCUAUGAAGUUUCCUGAUAGGAAAAAAAUUGCUUGCUUCUGGUGGAAGCGAAUCUCCCUCCUUCCGCAGAAGUUGCAAAUGGAUUGUCCCCAGGGACUCGAUACCUCUUUAACCAUCACACUACUAUUGGUUCCUCCAUGCGUCAAAUGUAUUAGAAUAUAAUAUAACUCAGCAUCUAGAGGGUUAAUGCAAAAAUGUACUUGUAUAUGUUUAGCCAUUGGAAAAGAAACUGGCAGAUUUGAGUGUAAAUAUUGAUAAUAUAUGUAGCAAGGCAGUUUUAACAUCAUUGACACAAAGCCGUAUAGUUUUAACACAUUGUCACCUUUUAGACCAUUGUAUGCAUGAAGUGUUUUACAUUUACAAACUUUAGGUGAACUCCACAACGUACAAACGUACACAUCACUUUAUUUUUGUAAACCUGAGACAGAGAUAGGAAACCAUUAUCAGGUGUGACGUUUUAAGAGUGAAACAUUCUUCCAAGAUGUUGUACUAACUUAAGGAAACUUGAUGUAGUGUUACAUGUCUGUAUGUAUGAUUGUAGGCUCUACAACAUUUCAAUGUCUUGAUUGUGUAAAACUUGGCAAGAUGUUGGCACAUAGGAACAUGGAUAUUGUCAAGCUGUGAAAAGAUGAAUAUAGGUUGGAGGGAAUUUUUUGGCUGUUGCCUCUUUUGAAAUUAUCUGGUGCUUGAAAUUUGACCAAAAUUUGACCUAGUUUGCAGUAGAAAUACUUUUAUUUAAGAUGUUUACAAAAUGGCUAGAAGAAAACAUACUGUUUUAAGGUAUUAGUUUCUGUGGCAGACUCUGACAAGGUCUUUUCCAACUACAUGUACAUACUGGGCUCUUAUAUCAUCAGAUUCUGUUGUAGAGUCUGAGCUCUGUACAUGUAAUAUAGUUCCUAAAAAAGCUUGGCAGAGUCUACAAUAGAGGCUUGAUUAUACAUGUAUGGUCUCUCAUAUACUAUUAUUGACAAACUUUUUUUCAUGACCUUACCCACCAAAGUGUGACCUGUAAAGUGUUAUAGUCUCUUUUACGUCUUUGUACUAAUAUUUUCUUACCAUGACAAUUUUCUGGUACCGACACAUCAUUCAAACUAGCCUGGGUGCCAUCCUACGUAAGUUUACCAGCGCUCCCAUACUGCCCCCUCCUCCCAUUAUGGUGAACUAACUAGGAUGUCCUACACUCAUAUACAAAAAUAGUUCCUGAGCCAUCUUGUCAUGUUCAUGCACUGUGAAGCUUUAUUUGGUCCAUCUUAUCAUACCUACCACUUCUGUAUAUCAAGCAUGAAAAGCAACGACCCUGAUGUAUUGGCCCGCAAUCUGUCCUUGUUGUGUUAGCCCUGGCCAAUGAAAUACUCCCUCCUCUAUUGUUGGAGGGAAAGUUUCAGCCAAUCACGUUGCCUCUUGACUGUAGGCAGUGACGUGAUUGGCUGGUGAUGGCUGCUCAGUACCAACACCGAUAGGACGAAUCACAGACCAGUAUAUACCAGGGUGGUUGCUUGCUAUAGAUAUAUGUAAGUACCUGGCUUAUCAUGAGAGGACAUAUUUGGUCAUAUCGUUGUGGAUAAAGCCCACCUCCUGCCAUGUACAUAGCAGGGUUCUCUGGAUAUAUCUGAUGUAUGUAUACACUGUAGAAGAGAGUCUUGUUGGUGCUUGCUGCUAUAAUAUAUUGUGUACAUGUUUACCACUAACAUGGUUGUACAGACUCUGUAACGUGCAACGAACCUGUGAACUCUGACAUUAAAUCUAAAUGUUCAAA
This is a messenger RNA of Branchiostoma floridae (Florida lancelet), 7230 nucleotides long. Its product is annotated as extracellular sulfatase Sulf-1-like. The record is from RefSeq and is a predicted model, not a curated record. Bases 371 to 3154 code for a protein of 927 amino acids. Gene Ontology annotation, molecular function: N-acetylglucosamine-6-sulfatase activity; glycosaminoglycan binding. The transcript is spliced from 21 exons. NCBI's taxonomy places the organism in Eukaryota, Metazoa, Chordata, Leptocardii, Amphioxiformes, Branchiostomatidae.